AUGGACGCUGAAGAAUUGAGCAGCGUCCCUCCAGAGAAAGAGUGUACUGAUGAUUGGGAAGACUAUGAUGAGCAUGACACUGGAAAGCAGGACACGGACACUGAAGAGGUGAACAGUGUCUCUCCAGAGAAAGAGUGUACUAAUGAUUGGGAAGACUGUGAUGAGCAUGACACUGGAAAGCAGGAGACGGACACUGAAGAGGUGAACAGUGUCUCUCCAGAGAAAGAGUGUACUAAUGAUUGGGAAGAUUGUGAUGAGCAUGACACUGGAAAGCAGGAGACGGACACUGAAGAGGUGAACAGUGUCCCUCUAGAGAAAGAGAACACUGAAGACUGGGAAGACUGUGAUGGGUAUGACAUUGGAAAGGAGGAGACUGACGCUGACGAGAUGAACAGCGUCCCUCCAGGGAAAGAAGCAUGGGAAGACUAUAAUGAGCAUGACUUUGGAAAGGAGAUGGACGUUGACGAGGUGAACAGCGUUCCUCCAGAGAAAGAGAAUACUGAAGCAUGGAAAGACUAUGAUGAGCAUGACACUGGAAAGGAGGAGACGGACGCUGAUGAGGUGAACAGCGUCCCUCCAGAGAAAGAAGCAUGGGAAGACUAUGAUGAGCAUGACAUUGGAAAGGAGGAGACGGACGCUGAUGAGGUGAACAGCGUCCCUCCAGAGAAAGAGAAUACUGAAGAUUGGGAAGACUAUGAUGAGCAUGACACUGGAAAAGAGGAGACGGACGCUUACGAGGUGAACAGCGUCCCUGCAGAGAAACACGAGGCAGAUCAGGAAGACAAAGAAGACGCUGAGAGGGAAUGUGUUUCACUGAAGGUCAAGGAACCAGGAAUAAUGAUUGACACGCAGAUGGUUCAGGAAGGAGACUAUGAAGACGCUCACAGUGAGGAAAAGAGUCCAGCUGAAGAAGAGACUGCAACGGAAGGUGACCAUGAGACUAAAAAGGAGACGGACGCUGAAGAGCCAACACUGGUGAGGAAGAUGACGCCGAGAGUGAAGGCAAAGAAGGAACUGGAUUCGAGAAAGAAAACAUUGCCGUGUAGCCGCAAACGUAACGUGCUCUCGCUGAAAAGAAACAGAAAAGCGUCAGGAGAGAAGAAAAAGCGCUACAAGAGGAUAAAUGUGAAAUCAGUCCGCAGUAAGAUUGACUCUCACCGCAGCGUCCCUGCUGAUUACAAACCCGAGGUGGAUUUGAAUGUACUGGAGUCGCAGCCGCCACCCCCAGGCCCCGCGCGAGUGAGGUGGGCCCGAGAGGUGGCGGCCCUCAGAACGCGGAUGCGUACCCGGAAACAGACUAGUGCGCUGAGCCUUGUUCACGGCUCGCGCGCCGCUCACCGCUCACCGCUGAGUCACUCCUACUGA
Molecule: messenger RNA, 1365 nt
Organism: Scylla paramamosain (green mud crab)
Lineage: Eukaryota; Metazoa; Arthropoda; Malacostraca; Decapoda; Portunidae
Product: putative surface protein SACOL0050
Exons: 1
Coding region: 1-1365 (454 amino acids)
Source: RefSeq, a predicted model, not a curated record